Molecule: messenger RNA, 744 nt
Organism: Entrophospora candida
Lineage: Eukaryota; Fungi; Glomeromycota; Glomeromycetes; Entrophosporales; Entrophosporaceae
Source: the annotation of a GenBank genome assembly
AUGUUUUCCGGUAGAAAAAGAGGGUGGGAAUUAUACGAAGAAUUUGAAUCCGAGUUUUCACCAUCAGCUGUUGUCGCAUUGUUUCAUCAAAAAUUAAAAUACGAGUCACCACCAACAUACACUUACGACAAGAAGGUCAAUAGAAAGUACGCGUGUAAAUUAACUUACGAGAACGAAGAGUGGGAAACCGAAAUAUUGUACGACAGACAAAAGGAUGCAAAAAAUGGUGUAGCUAAAGUAGCGUUAAAAACCUUAACAUAUCGUUAUCCAAAGUUGGCGGUUACCAUCCAACAAAUCCUCGAAAUGAGAUGUAAGUUAGGCCCCAAGCGACUAGUGUUUGGAAAUGGUGUUCAUCAAAUGGCAAAAAACAUUGCCGAAAAAAUUUCAAGACCACCAUCCGAUAUCUGGCUCGAAACACAACAACCAUUAACACCACAUAGAACACUUUUAGCCGACUUCAUGUUGAAUUAUAACCUUGGAAAUCCAGUUUAUGUUGACAUUAUACCACCAGGGAUUAAAUAUAUUAACCCUCACAACGAGGUUACGAUUUCCAUUGCAAAAACUAUAGCUGAUGCUGCUACCCGUUCACCACCAGCAGCUGAUGCUGCCACCCAUUCACCACCAGCAGUUGAUGCUGACUCUAAUACUACAAAAAAAGGAUUAUUUUAUGUUUCUGUUAUUGUUGGAAAACGCAAAUUCAAUCCAUCAAAAGGAUUUGAAAUCAAGUCCGAGGCACAAGAUCAC